Messenger RNA from Myxocyprinus asiaticus (Chinese sucker), 4965 nucleotides. RefSeq names its product odorant receptor, family 30, subfamily BU, member 1 (gene or30bu1). The record is from RefSeq and is a predicted model, not a curated record. Gene Ontology annotation, biological process: G protein-coupled receptor signaling pathway. Gene Ontology annotation, cellular component: membrane. The transcript has a single exon. NCBI's taxonomy places the organism in Eukaryota, Metazoa, Chordata, Actinopteri, Cypriniformes, Catostomidae. Gene Ontology annotation, molecular function: G protein-coupled receptor activity; olfactory receptor activity. The coding region runs from base 1962 to 2960 and encodes 332 amino acids.
UUAGAAAAAUCUAAGUUUUUUUCAUUAUAGAAAACAAAGAUGUGUAACAGAAAUGCACAAAAAAAGUACAACACACAGAAAGUUGUCAACAGUGUAAAAGUAAAAUAAAUGAAAAUCUAAUUUGUUUAAAAUAACUGAUGUUCAGAAAUAAUUUUAUAAAAUAAGAAAACUACAAAAUACCUCAAAGCCAAAUUAGGUAUUAUUUUUAUCUAAAUCAAGUCCAUCUAGAAAAUUGUCUAGAAAUCCAUAUCUAGAAAUUGUCAUGUUUAUCUAGAAAGUAGUUUUAGUAUAUCAAUCAAUUUGUAUGUAUAAACAUAAACACCUGCAGAUAGAGUCCAGAUAUCAGAACCAUUUCAGUGUAGUUGAAAACGCAGGAAGCAAAAAGCUCAUUUUAAAAUAAUGACGUCAGUCAGUGCUGUGAGCACGCGGUGCUAUCUAACAGUACAGGCUGAGCAGAGCAGCAAAAUAAAAUAAUAUCGCUGUUUGUCAAAAUGAUCGCUUCGCUUCCUAAAUGUUGGCUAUAAAUGCAGUACAUUUGAAAAGUAAUAAUUAGCGAUCUAUCUGAAUCAUCAUGGUAAAAGGAGAUGUGGAUGAUUCUCCCAUUUAUAGCCAUCCAUUAUCUGAUUUGAUAUGAAGUGCCCAUAACUGCCAUGUAUGUUCUAACACUUUAUUACAAACACAUACAUUUCUGUUGACAUCUCAGAAAAUGUAGCUUAGUGCUUCAUGACUUAAACAACUUACACAGAACAUAGUUAUUGUUUGAUUAAGCCGGUGUAAACAUGCAUGAUGGACGAAGUCUCCCUACAGUCACACUGUACAAUCGUACUGGAUAUAGUUCCGGCUUUUAUAUCGGUCUCCGUGUUGUUAACCUAUUUUACACUGGUGCAUGCAGCCAUGCAUAUUUCCACAUACGUUCAUCUUAUCAGACUGAGGGCGGCAUCAAGCCUAGUGCUGUGAACAUUUGUUUUUCUCUUUUAUAUUCAGUCAUUUAUGGAUUGACAGUGUAUCCAACUACAGUGUCUGCUAAAUAUUUUAUGUACAACCUCAAUUCCACGAUUUAAAAAACUAAAUAAAAUUAUGACGAAAACGUAAAUUCGAAUUAAUAGAAAAAAUCAGCUCUACUUCAGUUUUAAGCCCCGCCCACAUCCAGUUCUAUCCAAAUACAGAUACAGAUCAUUUUGCCACUGCAACAGAUACAGAUAAUGGCUUGCACACCCCUACUAACUACACAGUACACUGUGUGUGUGUGUGAGAGAGAGAGAGAGAGAGAGAGAGAGAGAUGCUUGCACAACUCUUUUAAUGCACAAAGCACCUCAACCAAUAAACCCCAAAGGUCUGCCCAGUUUCAUGAUUCUAUAUGUAAAAACAAAGUGAGAUCCAGCAUGACGUAUUGGACCCUACAGGCUUUAACACUGAUACUACAGCUAUAAAAUAAUGAAACACAAGCAGAACUUUGGCAAAUGCAUAGUUCACUGAGAUAUGACACGUUGAGCCAGUAAGAAAUAUUCUUAGCAGAUGUCAUGUAACUUGACUGAGGAAUAAUUAAGGUAAUCACUUGAUUAGCUAAAUUUCAAUACAACCUAAAUUUGAUUUAGCAAAUAAUUUAAGACUACAUUUUAAAUCAAUGACAAUAAAGAAAACCCAUGUACAGCUUUUAUAUGGGAUUAAGUACAGUAUUUAAUUAUGCAGUGUAUUGUAAUGAUGUAGAUUAAUUUUAAUUAAGUAAUAGUAUAUUUCUUUUUAAAUUAUUAUAUUGUAUUUUUAAAUAGGUAAAAGAAACAAAAUAUAUAUAUAUAUUAUUUAGGCUAAAUAUAUAAGUACAUCAUUAUGGGUAAAUACAUUUUUAAAAUGAGAAAAAGUUGAUUGGAAGAUGCAUUGACGUGUUAAAAAGUAUCAGUCUUUACCUUCAAAUAAUUUAUAUUUGUGUAAAUGGUUGUUUGUAUGUUUGAUAUGUUUUUAGUAUGUCAUGGGAGAACCAAACAACAGCUUCUGCUGUAACAGAGUUUUUCAUUGUGGGCUUCCCUGGACUUCAGCCUAAAUACUACAACCUGAUGGCAUCCGUUUUAUUCUGCAUCUACAUGGCCGUGAUUACGGGGAACUGUCUCGUUGUGGUCCUUUUUAUAAUUGAACGCAGCCUUCAUAAGCCAAUGUAUAUUGUCAUGCUGAGUUUGUCUUUGUCUGAUAUUGGUUUUUGCACAGUUGCCUUGCCAAAAUUGAUUUCUCGUUAUUGGUUUAAUGAUGGCUAUAUUGCUUUCUAUGUUUGUAUGUUGCAAAGGCAGCUAAUUCACUACUUUGGUACUCUAAACUCACUUAUCAUGAUGAUCAUGGCCCUAGAUCGGUACUUGGCAAUCUGUUACCCACUAAGAUACCCAGUUUUAAUGACUAACCGCUCUAUGAGAAUUUUACAAGGGUUGUCAUGGUGUUCUGCAAUGAUUGCCCCAACUGUUAGUUCUAUGCUGACAUUGCAAAUGCCAUUCUGUGGACCAAAUAUGAUCCUUCAUUGUUUCUGUGACGCCUCGUCUAUGAACCAGCUCGCCUGUGCUGAUAUCACACACCAGGGCCUUGUGUCCUAUAGUAUAGCAAUGUUUGUUCUUCUCGUACCAUUCUCUUUCAUUCUCAUUUCCUAUGUAAGUAUCCUUGUGUCUGUGCUUCGAAUAGCAAAUGCUCAAGGCCGACUUAAAGCCCUCUCUACCUGUGCAACACAGCUGACUAUCAUUACCCUCUAUUAUGUGCCACGUUUUGUUGUUUACUCCAGCACUAAUAUACCAAAUAUUCCAAUAAAAAUAAGUAGCAGUCAGAGAAUCGCCCUUGUCAUGUUCUAUAGUCUUUUGCCUCCGCUGGUAAAUCCCUUCAUUUACUGCAUCAGGAUCAAAGAGAUCAGGCAAUUCUUUCUGAAAUGUGUCCACAAACAUUGUGUGCAGAAAACUCGAAGGGGCAAGAGGUUAACUAUUUCUAAAUGAAGUGACCUGUCAAUUAGAUUAUGUUAUGCAUCUCAUUAUGCAGCUUAUUUGCUUAUGUAUUGUUAUUAGGCAUUGACAAUAUUUUAUUAUUAUUUUCUAUUAUGUACUGAUAAUAUAGUGGGCUUUAACAGUCUAGAGCACACUUGUGAAAUGCUUCUAUUUAGCUUUUUUUCUAAUUUAAUACUGUUUUUAAUGACAAAUUAUAUCAUCAGCAUAACAAUUUGGGUGAAAUAGUGAAUUGAAUAAUAAACAUAGAUUAUUUAGUAUUUAGUAUGUGCCCCUUUUAUUUUAAUGACAACAUGCACUCAAGCUGGACUGUUUGUGUGUGUGCGUGUGUGUGUGUGUAAAACCUGAUGAUCCAUUUUAUCCCAGCAUUUGAGAAUGGUCCCAAAAGCAUCGUUUGUGCUUCAAUGGAAGCAAGGAAAUCUGACAUUUUGCGCAAAGUUUACAUGAUCAAUGUCACAUAUUUGCUUAUUUGAUUGAUAACAUAGUUCUGAAUAUUUAUUUUUUCAGUUUACAUUAUAAGUUUUCUCUGUUUUAAAUUUUUCAAAAUUCUAAAACUCUUCUAAAAUUCUAAAACUGUUUAUUUCCAGGUUCAAAUUCAGGUUUAGACUCAGACGUUUGAACCCCACUAUGAGAAUAAAUGUGGAAGGUCAUGCAUUACUGACUGAACCAAUAAAAACAGGUGUCUUGUUUUGCUGUGUUUAAGUCAAGACAGAUUUAAAGUUUUAUUAACAUAGAUUAUCAAUAAACAUUGUUAACUGAUGUUGUAUCAGUAUUAUAGUCCUUACAGGCCCAUAGCUUGCAAAAAUUGUAUGAUGCUAAAUUGUGUAUUGUUUGUGGAGCAAUUGGGUAUAAAUCAUUUGACUUUACUAGAGCAGUACUCACAGGUAAAAGUAGACAUAGUUACAGUUCAUGCUUUGUUUUUAAUAAUAAACAGUUACUAAUACAGUUUAGUUUCAUUGUAAUUAGUUAUUCAUCAAUGUCUGUCCCUUUCCCUUCUUCUUCAUGUACUAAACUGCAGUAGCCAGGACCAAACUUCCAAAAAUUAUCUUCUUAGACAGAGGGUCUGUUCAGUAAAUGACUUGUCAUAGUCAGGAAAGAAGUGAAGGCAAAACAGAUUAUGAGCUGACACAGGACAGAUGCACUCCUGCUUGGCCUUUAGAGAGCUGCUACUGCAACCUCCGUUAGAAUCCUUCAUCCAACAGACACUCAAACUUAUCCUACACCAUUCAUUUUUGAAAGAAACCCCUUCAACUGGCCUAAAGAAAGAUGUAGUAGUGAGAAAGAACCUACCUUCUCAUAGUUCAGGAUGACACAAGUUCGCUUUCUUCAGAAAGAUCUUUCUCCAUAUAUUCUGAAAGCUUCUUACAAGAAAUUGCAUAUUAAGUCAUGCUUCACAGUAGUAAAAAUAAAUGUAUGGUAUUUUGAGGGAAACUGUGGUAUUAGGCCUAAAUGUUUGUAAAGAAAUUGUUCGUUUUCACUGGCACAAUAUUGCUAGCGAAUACACACACACACACACAAACUUGUUUUUAUAUCAUUGUGGGGACUCUCCAUAGACUUCCAUGCAUUUUAUACCAAUCUAACAAUAAUUUCUAUCCCCUAACCCUACUCCUAAACCUGACCCUCACUUUGCAUUUUUACAUUUUCAAAAAAACAUAAUUUAGUAUGUUUAAUAAGCCAUGUCCCUUGUGGGGACCGCUGGCUGGGUCCCAGAAGGUAGGUGAUCUCAGGUUUUACUAUCCUUGUGGGGACAUUUGGUCCCCACAAUGUAGGAUAAACAUGUACACACACAUACACACACACACAAAAGAAGUCGUCUGCUUUAGAAUGCCGAACCGUCCGAUUUGACAUUUACCAACUGACUGUACAAAGGUGCCUGGGUUUGUUCCUGGCAGGCAGCAGAUGCCCAAACCCCGCCCUAUCCCUAAUCCUAACCAUUUGGAGUGUGUAAGGCUGAGUACCCUGUCACACUGUACCCUGUUUUUUUCUGUAAAAAAUAAAU